Malassezia japonica is the source of this 1269-nucleotide messenger RNA. It is a transcript of the gene ENT3, whose product is annotated as Epsin-3, clathrin recruitment and traffic between the Golgi and endosome. Gene Ontology annotation, cellular component: plasma membrane; clathrin vesicle coat; endosome. The transcript is spliced from 4 exons. Gene Ontology annotation, molecular function: phospholipid binding; clathrin binding. Bases 1 to 1269 code for a protein of 422 amino acids. NCBI's taxonomy places the organism in Eukaryota, Fungi, Basidiomycota, Malasseziomycetes, Malasseziales, Malasseziaceae. The record is from RefSeq and is a predicted model, not a curated record. Gene Ontology annotation, biological process: Golgi to endosome transport; endocytosis.
AUGGACCUGGAGGAGAUUGGGCAGAAGAUCUCAAACUUGACCUUUUACGACAUCAAGUCGUUCUACACGCAGGCCAAAAACUAUGCGCUGAACAUUUCCGAGAUCGAGGCCAAGGUGCGCGAGGCAACCAACGACGACCCGUGGGGGGCCAGCUCGACCCUCAUGCAGGAAAUCGCGCAGGCCCAUGACUUUAACGAGAUCAUGCCGACCAUCUUUCGUCGGUUCAUGGAAAAGGAAGCGCACGACUGGCGCCAGAUUUACAAGGCGCUCCAGCUCCUCGAGUACAUUGUGAAGCACGGCUCGGAGCGCGUCGUGGACGAGGCACGCGCGCACCUGUCGACCAUCAAGAUCCUGCGCAACUUUCACUACAUUGACGAGCGCGGCAAGGACCAGGGCAUCAACGUGCGCAACCGCGCCAAGGAGCUCGCGACGCUGCUCUCGGACGUGGACCUGAUCCGCGCAGAGAGGCGCAAAGCGCGCGCCAACAAGGCCAAGUACCAGGGCGGCGGCAAUACCGACUUUGUGCCGGGCAGCGGCGGCGGCCGCUACGGCGGCUUUGGCUCCGACUCGUACUACGCGGGCGGCGCGCCGAGCAUGCCGUCGGCCGGUUCGUCGGUGUACGGCGCAUCGGCAGAGCCCGAGUACGACGAGUACGACGCGGGCGACGACGAGCACGCGACGCACUCGACGCCGGCCGCUACGUCGAGCGCCAAGCCGGCACAGCCCGCGGUCGCCGACCUGUUUAGCUUUGACGACGAGUCGAGCGCCCCGGCCCCGACCCCGGCCCCGGCCCCGGCCGCCGCGCCCUCGAUCGCUUCCGGCGGCCUGGACGACUUUGACGACUUCCAGGCCGCACCAGCGGCCACCGCCCCGGCCCCGAAGCCUGCGCCGGCGCCGGCCAAGCCAGCUGCGCCGCCCGCCGCCAAGGGCAACCUGUUUGAUUUCUUCGACGACGAUGCGCCCGCCGCGCAGCCUGCCGCGCAGCCCGCCGCGGCGAUCAAGGCGCCGUCUGCGCCGGCCGCGCCGGCCGCUGGCCCCAGGACGGCGAGCUCGACGGUGGUGCCGACACCUGCGCAAAAGCCGAGCACCGCAGCCACGUUUGACGAUCUGUGGGCAACAUCGCGUGGAAAGCCAGCGCAGGCCGACGACAAGGGCAAGAAGAGCAUGGCGCAGCUCGCCAAGGACCAGACGAGCAGCUCGGUCUGGGGCGCCAACACCGGCGCCAAGCCGGCGGGAGGACAAUCGAAAGACCUUUUUGAUCUGUUGUAG